Messenger RNA from Cladocopium goreaui, 303 nucleotides. The record is from the annotation of a GenBank genome assembly. NCBI's taxonomy places the organism in Eukaryota, Dinophyceae, Suessiales, Symbiodiniaceae.
AUGGCUGGACCACCGUGCUCGCUGAUGGUAAAUGCUUGCCAGUCGUUACACCGCCGUUCUGAAUGGCGGCUGGAAGGUGAUACCAGGUGGUUCAAAGUCCGGAUGAGCAACCGCAUUUGGAAGAACUUUGCAGUGGUUCUCAAGGCCAUCAUCCAUCGGGGUGUCUUCAUAUGCGUUGAGCAGCCUUCUCAAUCAUGGGCCCUGAAACAAGAGUACUUCCGUGAACUCAUCAAAAUCGGGAACAUGUGCCUCGACAAAGUUAUAGCAUUUUUACACAUAUUUUUUUUCAAAAAAAAAGUUUGA